Chenopodium quinoa (quinoa) is the source of this 1120-nucleotide messenger RNA. RefSeq lists its product as uncharacterized. Bases 375 to 854 code for a protein of 159 amino acids. The transcript has 2 exons. Lineage: Eukaryota; Viridiplantae; Streptophyta; Magnoliopsida; Caryophyllales; Amaranthaceae. The record is from RefSeq and is a predicted model, not a curated record.
UGAUAAUUUGCUAGAAGAUGUGCUGAAAUCUUGUAGUUCUUUUAAUUCUAUCGUUUGGAGUCAUGUUAAACGAGAUGGGAAUAUUGUACCUCAUCAUUUAGCCCGUAUAGUGUCUUUUGGUUUUGAACAAGUUUGAGAGAACCAUAGUCUUUGUGAGGUCUCCCCAUAUGUAUUGAUGGACAAUCAAUUAAUAUAAGGCACGCCAUCUGUUUUUCUGAAAAAAAAAAUAAAAAAAAAAAAACCUUAUUUUCUCAUAAAUUAGGGCAUAGUGUUUUAUAAACUGGCUAAUUUCUACCCCAAACUCACCCAAAAUUUGCACUUGUUUCCGGCGAAACAAUUGGAGCCUACCAAAAAAAGUCUCAACGAAAGCCGCCAUGAAUAGACUACUCCUCCUCCGUAGACUCAGUAAUAUCCAACUUAACUCCAUUCCCAAAUCAUUUUGUAAACCUGAAAUUUCACCUUUAUUUUCUCUCUCCUCUUUUUCUGCAUUCUUGCGCCAAUAUUCCUCAUCUCAGUCCUCUUCUCACUCUAAACCUUCUGAGGUCCAAAGCAGUAAUGAUAUUCCAGAAUCUUCUUCUAUUGACGAUAUACCCACUGAUGUCACUACUCAAGAGCUGAAGCACAGAAUUGACAGGUACUUGAAAGGUGACAUGGAGGUUCUUCCUUCCAUUUUUGAAGGCAUACUAGCUAGGAAGUUGAGCGGUAAACAUGAUGACACAGAUGAUGAAUUAAUGGAGGAAUUUCGAUCAAAGACCCAACAAGGGGAAGGUCAUCAGUUUCAAUCUGAUGAAGAUCUCACAGAGUCAGAUUCAGAUGAGGAUCUCACAGAGUCUGAUGAAGAACCUAGUGAUUGAAGAAACUGUUUGUAGUUACAAGCAGAAAACUUGUUACGAAAAUUUUGACUAGUAUAUAAAAAAUAUUUGUUAGCGCUUUCUAUUGUGAAUUACGACGAAGGGGAACAAUAACAUUACGGGAUUGCAGCCUAAUUAGCUAUGUAUACAUUCAAGAAAUCGCUUCACACAAAUACAAGCUGUUGUAGAACUGGUUUUCUUGUUUGGUGAUAUUUAUAAUUUCCAGAGACCACCUGAAUUUUGAUAUAUGGUGUUCAUUUCUGCUCCUA